Molecule: messenger RNA, 1603 nt
Organism: Gracilinanus agilis (Agile Gracile Mouse Opossum)
Lineage: Eukaryota; Metazoa; Chordata; Mammalia; Didelphimorphia; Didelphidae
Gene: C6H11orf68
Product: chromosome 6 C11orf68 homolog
Exons: 2
Coding region: 1-753 (250 amino acids)
Source: RefSeq, a predicted model, not a curated record
AUGCCCGAGGAGCUGCUGGAGGAAGAGAUCCCCGUGGGGAACCAGGAGGAUGGCUUCACGGCGGAGCACCUGGCGGCAGAGGCCAUGGCAGCAGAUAUGGACCCCUGGCUGGUCUUCGAUGCCCGCUGCACCCCACCCUGCGAGCUGGACCCCUGGCUGGCCACCUACCCUCCUUCCCAAGUCUCCCGCUACGGAGGCCCCAGUGACCCCAAUCCCAAGCCUGUGGGCUGGAUCGCCGUCUACGGGCCCGAUUUUUCCCCCGGAGCUGGGGAUGUCCAGGGACUCCAGGGGGCUUGGGAAGCCCUGCAGGCCAGCGGGCGGCCCAUCACGCCUGCCGUCCUGCGGGAGCUAGCCCUCACCCACCAGGUCCUGACCGGCAAAUGGCUGAUGCAUCUGAGCCCCGGCUUCAAGCUGGACCACGCGUGGGCCGGCAUCGCCCGAGCGGUGGUGGAGGGGAAGCUGCAGGUGGCCAAAGUGAGCCCCCGGGCCCAGGAAAAGGAGCGGCAGGUCAUCUGCGUCUACACCGAUGACUUCACAGACCAGGAGGGAGUGCUGAAGGCUGACUCGGCCAUCCGGGCCGCGGGGGUCAAGUGCCCGCUCACCUACAAGCCGGACGUCUACACCUACCUAGGAAUCUACCGGGCCAACCGCUGGCACCUGUGCCCCACCCUCUACGAGAGCAGCUACCACCUCGAGAGCGACCCCCAUUGCUCCCGGGUCCUGGACCGGCUCAACAACACGGCACUGACUUAGCUGGGAGCCCGGACAUGGGGUGGGGAGGGCGGAGACAAUCAUUCUGGCCGGGCUGCGGGCCGCCCGCCUCCUCAGCUUUGGGGACUGGCCUUGAGCCUCAGGUAGGGGUAAGGGCUGCCCUCUCAGCUGGCCUGGGCAGCUGGAAGCGGGCACGACGCCACCCCCCACCCCAGUGUCCGCCCAGCUGACGGAGGCAGAAGGGGACCCUCUCCCUUGGAGAGCCCCCGCUGGGCUCCUCCCCUGCUUUGAGCUGCCCCACCCCCAUCCCUGGCUGCAGCAGCACAGAACCCUGUUAGCUCUGGGGGAAGCAGUGCACCCUGGGAGUUGUAGUCCUGACUGCACCGGCCACUAGGAGGGGCACCCUGCUAGGCCUCUGCCUCACCCUCCCUCCUGGUUCUUCGGUUUGCAGAUUUGGGUGGCAGCUGGUUGUAUCGGGUCUGAUGAGGACUGGUGUUAGAGGAGCUGCUGAGGUUGGGCCUAGCCUAAGGACCAAGAUCUGGGGAGCCUCUGCUGGCUCCCAUCACCUCCAAGCUCGGCCGGCAUGGAAGCCCUUCCCGACCCAGGCCCUUCCUCCCUUCCCAGCGUUCGGACACUUUAUUUCCUUCCUUGAUCUCCAGGAUCCCAGUGCAGUGCACUGGCCUGGCUGUCCUUGCACAGGCAGCACCAUCUCCCGACUCUGGGCCUUUGUACUGGCUGUGCCCUGUGCCUGGAAUGUUUUUCCUCUUCACCUCUGCCUCCUGCCUUCCCUGGCCCCCUUCAAGACUCUGCAGAAGGCCUUUCCCUUUCCCCACUGUAUAUAUCUUGUGUCUACAUAGUUAUUGACAUGUUGUCUCUUCCAUUAGAAUGUGAG